Molecule: messenger RNA, 3140 nt
Organism: Chilo suppressalis (striped riceborer)
Lineage: Eukaryota; Metazoa; Arthropoda; Insecta; Lepidoptera; Crambidae
Source: the annotation of a GenBank genome assembly
GCCUUCCCAGAAUGGAUAAAAAAAAUAUUAACAUUUGACAGUACCAUUUAUCGAAAUGUUAUUUCGAUAAAUGGUAUGUUAAAUGUUUACCGGGAUCACAAAAAUAAGUACUUACAAUUAUAAUAUUGUGAUCCUGAUCUGAAAUAAAUUUCCAAUUCGAAAAACUUAUUAGAUUGCCGAGAAAAUGGCAUCAUUGUCUAGCGUCAGAAGACAUAGCUAAAAUGUUUUUAUUUGCUAUAACAAAUCUCUUCGUUUAAUUCCAUCUAUAAAUUGGUUUUGCAUAACUGAAGUGAAACUUAAUUUUAGAAGUUUUAUGAUAAUAUCUAUUGUUAAUAAAAAGUUUUUCUUUGAUAGUUCAGAUAAAUGGAUUGGUCGGCAGUAAGACAUCAUUUUAAACAAACGUGGCUAACAACAAUUCUUAGCCUUAUAUUGUUUACCGGUGUAACAUAUUUUUUGAUUUGGGCAGAGAGCCAAACAAUUCAAAGUAACUUGAUGCUUGAGGAGUUGGUUGCUGGAGCAGAAAGUAUCGAUGUCCAUACAGGAGAUGAAGCACCAAGAUAUGAAGGACGCAUUGUGCAUAUAGUUGGGCCUCUACGUAUACUUGAGCCUAUAUCUGAACCAGACUAUAACAUUCAAGUGCUGGCAGUGAAACUGAGAAAAAGGGUACAGAUGUACCAAUGGAUUGAAGAGACCACUGAUAAGGAGAAUUUUCUAUCUGAGCCAGGAGAUGAGACACAGAAAACAUAUUGGUAUCAUAAGGAUUGGAGAGAUUAUGUUGUGGACUCUUCUCUAUUUUAUAUAAGGCCGGGUCAUCAUAAUCCUACAUCCAUGCCUAUGUUCAGUGAGACACAUAUUUCUGAAAAUGUUAAGAUUGGAUGGUUGUACCUGGGUAUAGAGGUUAAACGUAAAGUUAAUGACUAUUAUGAGAUAUGGUCAGACUCCAGGCCAGAGCGUAGUGACAUUAAAUUGCAUUCUGGAUUUUAUUAUCAUGGAGAUAGUGCACUUGAACAUCAAAUUGGAGACCUCCGAAUACAUUUUUCGUAUGCUGGACGUGAGGAUGAUAUUUACACUGCAGUUGGUAUUGUAGAGCAAGGUGUUCUACAAGCGUAUAGUGCAUCGAACUUUCCAACUGCAGACCCUAUAGCACUCCUUCGCAAAGGUUCUUACAGUUUGAAACAGCUGCAUGACUUGGAACGUCGCGACGCAAACAUCCACACUUGGAAGUACAGAUUGUUAGGCUUUGUUCAAGUGUUUGCGUCGGCCAUGACGCUUCAUCCUGAUUGGGUCACCCUAUUGCUUCAAUGUCAAUGGAUUUCAAGUAAUUUAAGAAGAUGUACGCGAUUAUGGGUCAAUUUUAUAUUGUCUUUUUCGUAUACGCUAUUUGUGAUAUCAGUUCCUUGGUUGCUACACAAACCGACAUUCGGGGCUAUGGUGUUAGGCGGAGCACUCCUUCCUAUCCUACAUUAUUCAACUAUUUUAAUGAGAAGGGAAACUACACCAGAACCUCCACCAUAUACACGUUGGAACAACAAUGCACGUUGAAAAUGAACAGAUUGUAGCAUUAUGAACCCUGUUCUGUCGUGAAGACUCAAGAUUAAUCGAAAGUGAAAUAUAAUUAGAUAUUUGCAAUAUUUAACUUAAACAAUACCUCCAAUUUCCUGAAAUCAUGACUCAAGAAUAUUUAAAGAACAGUUAUUUAGGUGCCAACACGCAGUUCCUGUGAGAUUUAAGACUAUUGUAGGUAUAGAAUAUGGCUGAAGAGUUGCACAACUUGGAGAUAAGUUUUCAUUUCAUACAUCUUUCUCAAAUGACAUUAAGUAAAAUAAGUUUGAAAGUAACAUUAAUGUUAUGAAACAUAUAAUUUUCAGUAGUUCUUUUCAAUACUGUACAGGCAUUUAUUUGUGUCAUUAUAAUAUGCAGCCAUAUUUUAGUCAAAUAUACUCCCAAUGAACCUCAUAAAUGUAAUAAUUUAUGUACUUAAUAUCGUCCUUUAGAUAUAGUCAUUGUAGGUUGUUGUAAAGUUUGCAUAAUUUCGAAAUUAACCAAUGUUUUUGCAGCACUUUUUUUACUAAUAGUUCAUAAACAUCAGAUUCCAUUACGGAAAAAUAAUCAAAAAUACAAAAAGAUGUUUUGUAAGAAUGUUUUGAAUAUAAUCAAAACAUCGGAAGGACGUAGACAUCAAUGUCUAUGUCUUGGGAGGUAAAAUAAUUUUUAAAUUACAAAUGAAUUGGGGCGACUUUUGCACGACGAUUCUUCCUCGAGGGCGAAGAGCAAUGUAAAGUAAUUGACUAAAACAAAAUGAUGAAUUUGAAGCCGCUACGUAGCUAUAGAUGCUGGUUUUAAAGUUCACUCAUACGAAUAUGAUUUGUCAUUGUUUAUUGAAUUGAUGACCUCUGCGGUGUGAGAGAAAACCGGUAUUUAUACUACUGGUUUUCAAAGUGUCGUCUUCAAAGAUGCCCUGGGUUCGAAUCUUGGCAAGGCAAAUGUUUGUAUGUUGAGUAGGUACGUGCCUAGUAUCCCUUAAUGCAAUCCUUACAGUGCAUACUUUGGGGCUAGACUAAUUGGUGUGAGUGUUGGAAACUUUGAUUAAAUUCACAUUAGAUACCGUAUUAACUGUACGGAAGCGGCGAAAAAUAUCUACUAUUUAUGGUAGAUAUGCUCUUAGCUACACACGCACAGAUUGACUGCUUUAAUACGAUCUGACAUUAGAGUCGUGUGGUUAUUUGGAUUGCUCUAUCUAGGCGUAUAAAUAAUAAAAGGUUAGAAAUAUGUAUUUAUUUAUUUUCAAAUGAGUGGAAGUGACAAAGUACUUGAGGCGGUUUGUUUUGAUUGUGUAAAUACUAUAUUGAGAACUAGUACAAAAUUAAAAUAAUUUAAAUGUGUAGAUCAAUAUAAGCUGCCUUGUUAUAUUAUUUUAAAAUUUAAAUAGCUAUUUAAAAUAAGGGCGAAUCGUACCAUAUCGAAACAAAUGAACCAAUGUAUAUUACCUUCCUUAGUAAUAAGCUUUAAAUGGUAUAGAAACCUAUUGUGAUAAAAUAUAUUAAUUAUUAUUUAGAGAUCUAUUUAUUUCUUAUCAUUUGUAAACUCCUAUAAUUUGCUUUUACCUUAUUCAGUUACCGUACCGUAAGAAUAGAUAUUUA